Messenger RNA from Spodoptera exigua (beet armyworm), 1803 nucleotides. NCBI's taxonomy places the organism in Eukaryota, Metazoa, Arthropoda, Insecta, Lepidoptera, Noctuidae. The record is from the annotation of a GenBank genome assembly.
CUGACAUUUUCCAUAAGUUUGACGUUAACAUGAAAUCAUUACUUGACAAGAACAAGCCGAACAAGGGGUUGUUUUAAAACUGUUUGCGUGUGCGACAAGUGAAAACAAAGUGAAUUGUAAUAUUUACUAUUAUUUAUAAAUAUCUUAAUAAAUUUACAACCGAUUGCGAUUGUCUCAGAAACGAUUAGUAUACUUAUUUUAUAAAAAUAAAUAAAAAGCAAGUGAUAUGAGUAUGAGUGUAAAUAAAUAAAGAACGUAAUUUAAAUUGCCUAUAAAUAAAGUAGCUAAUUUUGUUUAUUUAAAAAUGGAUUCAGAAUUCGUGCACAUAUCUACGAGUCUUCGACUACAGCUGGGUUACGGGAUUGGACAUGUAUUAAAUGAUGUCUGUGCAAGUUUAUGGUUCACUUAUUUUCUAGUUUAUUUUCAUUUAGUGCUUGAGUUUACUGCUUCCCAGUCAGGCACUCUGAUGUUAAUUGGUCAAGUAAUGGAUGCUGUAUCGACACCUUUUGUUGGCUACCAUUCAGACCAUACAGAUAAUCACAUGAGUUUAAAAUAUGGUAGGCGGAAACUGUGGCAUUUGUUUGGUACCUUCUGUGUUCUAGCAUCAUUUCCAUUCAUAUUCUCAGAAUGUAUUGGUUGUUCAUCAACACACAAAUGGGCUCAAAUGUAUUAUUACGCUUCAUUUAUUAUUAUAUUCCAAAUCGGAUGGGCUGCUGUGCAGAUUUCCCAUUUAAGUUUAAUCCCGGAGUUGUCAGAAGAUGACCACACCAGGACACAUUUGACUGCAAUCAGAUAUGGUUUCACAGUAUUCUCAAAUCUAUUUGUUUAUAUCAUCACAUGGAUUAUAUUACAUUUGACUGGGGAAUGUGACAGACAUCAAGUGGGACCCACUGACGCUUGGAAGUUUAGGCAUAUUGUCUACAUAGUAUUAGGACUAGGAACUUUAGCAUCAAUUAUAUUCCACAUUUCUGUUACUGAGAAAAACAACUAUCUACGUCGUGAUCAACUGUUAGAAGGAGAGAGUGGUGCACAUUAUGAUUUUCUACGCAAACCACACAUGUAUCAGGUGGCUGGGGUGUACAUGUGCACAAGGUUGGUUGUGAACAUAUCGCAGGUGCUCAUCCCCUUGUACCUCCAUCGAACUUUAGGACUAGCAGCACGAGCACUAGCAGUAGUUCCUCUCGCCUUGUACCUCGGCAGUCUGGCAGCUGCUGGAGUCCAGAGGUUGGCACCAAGGUCCUUCACAAGAAAACUUAAUUAUUUGACCGGUUCCGCAUGUGCUAUUGCUGGUUUUGUGUGGAUUUAUCUUGGAUCAGAUGAUGAUUAUAAAGUGUAUUUCAUUUAUGUGGUUGCCGUGUUAAUAGGUUUUGGUGGUGCAGUGAUGUUGGUGACAAGUCUAGCUCUGACGGCUGACCUGGUUGGCGCUAGGACGGAAGCUUCUGCCUUUGUUUACGGCCUCAUGAGUUUCACUGAUAAGCUCGCAUGUGGUGUGGCCAUUGCCAUUAUACAAGCCUAUGCCGAUGGAGCUGAGCCUGCGUACUAUGCGAAUGCGCUUGUGUGGGUGUGUGGUAUAGCAGCGAUUGCAGGACUUAUACUAACACUUCUGCUACCUAAAUUUCAAUCUGAUGCCUUACUUAUUAGUGUAGACUCGUCGAUAAACAAUUCUGACGCAAACAGAGAAGAACAAGAACCUGCGCUCAUAGAGAGGAUAUGAAGAAUUAUUUAGAUACAAUUAGACUAAUUUAUAAAUAGAGCAUUAAUCAUGAACAUGUCAACAGCUUCAUAGUAAAAUCUAUUUUAUUU